This is a messenger RNA of Paramecium octaurelia, 879 nucleotides long. Lineage: Eukaryota; Ciliophora; Oligohymenophorea; Peniculida; Parameciidae. The record is from the annotation of a GenBank genome assembly.
AUGUUGGCAUUAUUAUUUUGUGUCUUCUAUUUUCUCUAUACCUCCAUGGCCGAAAAAUGUCAAUGCAACGAUAUAUAUUUUGAAGACUUAUGUAGAGAUGCUAGAGGGUGCUAUUUUGAAGCUAAAUCUGGCAAAUGCGAAGAAAUAAAUUGUCUUGAAAGAACAAGAGACGAUUGCUCAUAUUUUGCUGGAAAUUUAAGGUGUUUCUUUAACAUAACGGGAGGAUAUUGUAAGGAAUUGUCAGGAUGUGAGGAAUUACAAGAAAUUAAAGAAGUUGAUUCUAACGAAGAAAAUUGCUCUGAAAUAGAAUGCCGGUGGGAUUAUUAGUAGAAAAUCUGUGUUUCUGAUGCUGAUCAGAGAUUGUGUCAAGAUUAUGAUGUGUAAUUUUGUGUUGGAGCCAUUCAAGUAGUUGGCAUAAAAACGAGCGAAUGCGUUUUAAAUGGCGAAAAUGCAGACUCUUGUAUUGCUUUAGAAAAUUGCGAAGACAUAACAUAUAACCAUUCAUGCAACUAGUUAUAUUGUAAAUGGGAAGAUAAUGAGUGUAAGACCAAGAAGUGUAGCGAUUAUAGUAUAUACGAAUGUCCAAGUGUGAAUAAAUUAAGUCAACAACAAUGUUAUCCUUCUCAUUCAGGAUGCGUUGAAUUUGUUUGUAGUGAAUUUGCAGUAGAAUUGAAUUGCUAAAAUCACCCAAGGUGUUUUUGGAGUCAACAUCUCAAUUCUUGUCAUCAAUAAACAUGUGAUAAAGGUACAUACGCGACUUAAUGUCUAAGUUUUAGCUACAUUGUAGAUAACGCUGAAUGCAGGUGGGAUGGUGCCAGUUGUCAUUCAUGUUAUUAGAUUGCAUUGGUUCUCUAUUUAAUAACCUAUAUAUUCUAUUGA